AUGAACUUUCUCAGAGUCGCCACGCUUGCUGUGGCUACUUCCCUCACAAUUGUGACUCUUUCGACAGUGAUUAAAGCUGAAUUUGUCAGAGUUGAAAGUCCCACCGCGAGGAUUUUAAGAUCUGACAACACCGCUGAAAGAGACCAGACCAACGAAAGGAGGGGAGUUAAUUUGGACACAAUACCAGGCGUCACGAAACUCAGAGGGAUCAUCGGAUCCAUUGUGGAGAAAACGCAACUACAACAUUGGCUGAGCUUGAGAACAUCGGCAGACGAUGUGUUUACCAAGAUGAAACUGACACCCGUCAAAGGCAACUUGCUGGCAAACCCGAAGAUCAAGGUUUGGAUUAAGUAUGUGGAUGAAUUGAACAAGAAGAAGCCCAAAGCAGAACGUGUAUCUGCGGCUUCUGUAUUGGCCUUUCGUUACGGAGACGAGCGGGUUUCGACAAUGCUGAAUGCCGCACUACAAGAUCAAACCACGACGAUUAAAUUACAGUCCCAACGAUUGGAGGAUUGGAUGCGCCUUGGCAUGCAACCGUACGACGUGUUUCAUUUGCUAAAGUUCGAAAAACACGACAUUCUCCUGAAUCCCGUGUUCAGUUUCUGGUUAAAGUACGUGGAUAAAUUCAACGUGCGAUACCCAAUGCAGGGAUCGACACGAAUGGAGGAACUAUCCCUUGCUCUUGGCAACAGAGUCAUGUCUAAAGUACUUGAAGCUGGGCGGAAGGACGGGAGAACGAAGGCCAUCUCCGCAAAAUUGGAGAGCCAGCUGUUAAUGGAGUGGGGAGCAAAGGGGUUUACUCCUGACGACGUGUUUGGUAUGUGGGGUCUCAAAAACAUUGCGGGGGGCGGAACUGGGCCGAUUCUAUCGGAUCCAGUACUGAAAUUUUGGGUCAGAUACAUGAAUGAGUUUAACACAAAACACCCCGGCAAGCGAACGACAAUCUUUGACACUCUCAAGAAAAACUAUGGCGAUAUGGCCUUAGUAGACAUGAUCGUCGCUGCCAAAAAGGUUCCGAAAACCAAAGCUGCUGCCAAAAGUUUGGAAGCGCAGCUGCUGAACAAAUGGCUUAAGGACAAGAAACAACCAAGGGAAGUCGAACACUGGGCGUUCUUUGACAAGUCCGGUGAGAUGAUAGGCAAAUACACGACACUAUUCAACGCGCAGAUAAAAUAG
This is a messenger RNA of Phytophthora nicotianae INRA-310, 1176 nucleotides long. RefSeq lists its product as hypothetical. The transcript has a single exon. NCBI's taxonomy places the organism in Eukaryota, Oomycota, Peronosporomycetes, Peronosporales, Peronosporaceae. Bases 1 to 1176 code for a protein of 391 amino acids. The record is from RefSeq and is a predicted model, not a curated record.